AUGCUACGUAAUGGCGGUGGCCACACAGCGGGCCCUACUUCCUCGUCGUCAUCAUCCUAUGCAGCUCGGGGAGAGGCAUGCUUCCAGAGAAUGGAUAAAUGCAAUGCUGAAGUGCUGGCACUGCUGUAUGGUGCCACAGUGAGGCAGUUGUUGGUGGAUUUUGAAGGCGACUUUGAUAAGGUUAACAAAGAGCUGUACAGGAUGGGUACCGAUAUCGGCGCUAGACUGCUUGAUGAGUUCCUCAUCAAGAGUAGAGCACCUCCUUGUCAGGACUUCAGAGACGCGUGUGAGGUUAUGAGCAAAGUUGCAUUGAAGAUGUAUCUUGGGGUAACAGGAGACUGUGUCGAUUGGGACAACAGUACAGAGGGAAGGAAGUGCCGUUUGGUGCUCCCAGUGAACCCACUUAAUGACUUUGUAGAGCUGCCAAUGGAGCUGAGGCGUCCGACAGCAACAACAACAGCAGCAGGAGGCACUGACCACCCUGGGCCUAUCUUGUACUACAGCAACAUACUGUGUGGUGUCAUAGCUGGUGCGAUGGAGCAACUAAGGAUAAACGUUGCUGUCCAGUUUGAGAGUGACGUUUUACUCGGGGACGAGACAUCGGUGAUCAGUCUUGAACUUCUGGAGGUAAAGACGGAGAUGCCGAGGCUGGGAAUCGAACCCACGACUAUCUUCGUUCAGAUUAUCACCGAUGAUAUCCACGAAGACUCUGAUAGUGACGCUGAGUAG
Perkinsus marinus ATCC 50983 is the source of this 729-nucleotide messenger RNA. RefSeq lists its product as hypothetical. The transcript is spliced from 6 exons. NCBI's taxonomy places the organism in Eukaryota, Perkinsozoa, Perkinsida, Perkinsidae. Bases 1 to 729 code for a protein of 242 amino acids. Gene Ontology annotation, biological process: endoplasmic reticulum to Golgi vesicle-mediated transport; intra-Golgi vesicle-mediated transport. The record is from RefSeq and is a predicted model, not a curated record. Gene Ontology annotation, cellular component: TRAPP complex; cis-Golgi network membrane; cytosol.